This is a messenger RNA of Phaedon cochleariae (mustard beetle), 1682 nucleotides long. Lineage: Eukaryota; Metazoa; Arthropoda; Insecta; Coleoptera; Chrysomelidae. The record is from the annotation of a GenBank genome assembly.
AUGUCUACCAGAAGAAGAUCUAGAAGUAGGAGUAGAGAUAAGAAAAUUGCACCAGCCAAACUCAGAAUGGAUACUAAACCUCAAGCAAUUCGCAUUACAGACCCUAGCUUACCAGCUGGCAGAAGAAGGGAAAUUGAUAAUGUCAUGAAAAAAGCUAGAGCUCAAAAGUCACCAAAUUCAGGAGUAUUCUGGGAUAAAAAACUCUUGGAAGUUGAAGCAAAAGAUCCAAACAGGUGGCGCCACAGCGGCUACAAGUCUCUGUACAUCGACGGUUCCCCGCCGUCUCCGGGCAGCCGCCGCUCGCGUUCUCGCUCACCGCCCGCGGGCUCCUCCGCCGCCGCCGCUUUCGGUCGCCGGUCGCCGCCGUCCGCGACCAUGCGCCGCCGGUCGCCGCGGUCGCCGCCGCCGCGUUUCAGUCGGUCGCCGUCUCCCAGAGCGGUCGGUAGAAGGAGAUCGCCGCCUUUGCGCUACAGGAGCAGAUCGCCGCCGCCUGGAAGCGCCCGUGCUUCGCGGCCGAUGGGGCGGCCGCGAUCGCCGCCCUCCCCUCGCGAGCCGCCCUCCUCGCGGCACCCCAAGAGGCGGUCGGUGUCGAACAGCUCGAUCAGCAGCUGCUCCGACGAUUCGUGUUCGGUGUGUUCGCCGAAAGGACACAGGAACGCCAGAUCCAGGUCCAGAUCGCCGUCCCCCCGUAUGCGCCGCCCCCUUCCCAAGGCCCCGCCCUCUCCGCCGCCGCCCAAGCAGCGCACCCGACCCCGCCCUCCCUCGCCGCCUCCCGCCCGGCGCCCUGGCAAGCCACCUACGACGCCGCCGCCGCAACAGGUGGCGCGCAAACAGCCGCCCAAACCCAGUCCGUCUGACAGGCCGACGGACCCGCGAAGGCAGCCGCCGCCGCCCAGGCCGAGGGGCAGCACGGGGGAGCUGAUCAGCGUGAAGGGCGUGAGGCCGCCCACGAAGGCGGGGGCUGCCGGGGCGGUCAGGAAGGAGAAGAGCACUUUGCAGCCGAUGUUGCUGAAGCGAAUAAAGAAAGAACGCACCGGCAAACGUCCGGGCUCGCCGAACGCCGGCGAUUCCUCCGGGUCCGAAGACAGCGGCACGUCGUUGAUGCCGAAACCGAUCGUCGCGACGACCAGUUUGACUUUGUCGGAGCGUUUCGGGAAGAUUGCGCAGUGGAGCGCCGACAGGGAGAGGAGGGAUAUGGAGAACAUGCGCAUCACAAAGACUGGCAGCAAUAUGAAGGUGCUGGUCGAGGAGGAGUUCUUGUACGGCAGCCCGCCUAGGAGCUUAUCUCCCGUCCCCACCGGCCAAUUCCCCGACAAACUCCUCUCGUCCAGCCAAUCGCGCACCGCCGCCUGGGACGAUGUGCGCGUGCGCUACCAGUACUACAAAGACCUCGGCUAUUUGCGCGACCUCUCGCUGGACGACUACGUCAAGUGGGAGGAGUGGUGGUACAAGUACCAGGAUUGGCUGGCCAACGAGCGACACUACGAGCAUUGGCUGACGUCGGAGCGGGGGGUGGGAGGGGGAGGCCGAAGGAGGGGGAAGAAGCGUUUGCCGGCGUCGCAGCGGUUAAACUAGGGUUCGGUCUUGGAGUUGGAGGGAGAGUGUGAGGUUUUGGGUUCUUGGUUUGACGGUGGCGUGGUGUGUUUAGUCAUCUUUACAAUGGAGAUCGUUGGAUGGCUUUG